UGACUCACCUUAUUGAAUAAAAGGUGUUUUAGUUGAAACUUUCGCGUCAGCACAGGAACUUAGAACACUCUUCCGCGCUGACCAGCAAAACAUUCUCCGGUUCCUCGCGAUUAAAGUCGCGUUGUUGGUGAGCGUACGCCGGUGAAACAAGAACUCCGCGCAAUCGCUGUGACUCAUCGCCACUUUCACUCGUAUAUAUAGAACAAGUUCCUCACUUGCUGGCAACAUUACAGCGCUUCUCGAGUUCGUUCUUCAAAGAGCUUCAGUCCAGUUCUCUUUUGGAAGAGUUCUUUUCUUGAAGUUUCUUUCGAGAAUGACGAUGAUGGCUGCAGCAAUGAGCUCGGGUCGAUCAAUCAACACGCGGUCGUGGCCGAUAGGCGAUGUUGGCGACGCUCGGCGAGGUCGUCCCAUGUCCUGGAGGACGACAACGCGUGCGGUGAAUGGAAACGCUGUCUUGGCUCCCGAGAGAUUUCCUGGCUCUGGCUCGCUGCUCGAGCGCUCGAGCUACUGCCCUCGAAGGAACGUGGAGAGUUUCAGUAUCAGAAGCUACGAAGUGGGAGAAAAUCGCAAAAUUUCAAUUGCAACUCUUGCUAAUCUUCUCCAGGAGGUGGCUUGCAAUCACGCUCGUAAUAACGGCUUCUCUGUGGACGGCUUCGCGACCACUCUGUCAAUGAGGAAGUAUGGAUUGAUAUGGGUUAUCACACGGAUCCAGAUAGAAGUCGAGGAGUAUCCUAAAUGGGGAGACAACAUCGAGAUUGAUUCAUGGUUCCAGUUCCAAGGCAAAAACGGUACUAGACGGGACUGGAGAGUGACAAACACGAGAACCGGAAAAGUGAUCGCAAGAGCUACGAGCACUUUUGCUCUGAUGAACCAGCAGACUCGUCGCUUGGCUCGAAUCAAUGACGACGUUCGGAACGAGUUUUGCCUUUACGUCUUGCAUCCUCCAAGUUGGGUUUUCGUGGACGACGCUGUCACUAAGCCAAUCUCCAAGCUCAGCGAGUACCAGCACGUCAAAGAGAACUUAAAACCCUCUCUUGCGGACUUAGACAUGAACCAACACGUAAACAACGCAACUUACAUGAACUGGAUACUCGAGAGCUUGCCCCGGGAAGUUUACAGCAAGAACGAGCUCCACUCAAUGACGCUCGAGUUUAGAUGCGAGUGCAAACGAGAAAACACGAUCAAUGCCUGUUCCAGCCUCGAGAUCAAUGACACGAACGACGAAUCAAGCUCCACUUUCACGCACCUCUUAUAUCUGGUUGGUAGCAACAAAGAAGUGAGCAGGAGUCGAACAACGUGGAGAAAACCAAGCUUUUAAAAAAUUGAUAAAUUCUUGUUCAGUUCAGUUGAAGAAUUUUGGCUUUAGCAAAAUCCUCAUUGAAGACUAGAUGUUUGGGUUAUUCGAAAGACAGGCUAUACCAGCAAGUGCAAGACUAUCCUAAACCAGCAAGAGCAAGAUGAGGCAUUUAAUAGUUUUUAAGUUUAAUAUAUAUUUAUAGUAUUUUAUUUAUAUUUAUAAAA
Molecule: messenger RNA, 1521 nt
Organism: Selaginella moellendorffii
Lineage: Eukaryota; Viridiplantae; Streptophyta; Lycopodiopsida; Selaginellales; Selaginellaceae
Product: oleoyl-acyl carrier protein thioesterase 1, chloroplastic
Exons: 8
Coding region: 314-1318 (334 amino acids)
Biological process (GO): fatty acid biosynthetic process
Molecular function (GO): acyl carrier activity; fatty acyl-[ACP] hydrolase activity
Source: RefSeq, a predicted model, not a curated record